UAUCUCAUAUUUAAAAUGGGGAUAUUAUAUGCCUACUUCAAGUGCUGCUUAUGGUCAUUGACAAAUGGGAAAGCACUUUGCACAGUAUUUGGCAUCUAGUGGGCACUUGAUAAAUAUUUCCCUUCCUAUCAUGUUGGCUUUUAGCCAACAUCACCUAGCCUUAGUGCCUAAUGAGUGAUGGCUCUGUUUAGCUAGCAUGGCUCUGUUUAGCUCUAUAUUUCCAUGGUGCCCUCAAUCCCAUGCUACUCUGAGAUUGACCAUAGGGGCCUCUCAGCACCACCUGGGUAAGGGGAGCCUACGAUGUGGCCAGAAACAGUAGUAACAUGGUCCCUGGACUAAUCUCUUCCCAGGACGAGAAGCUCACUGUGACCCAGGACCUCCCUGUGAACGAUGGAAAACCUCACAUCGUCCACUUCCAGUAUGAGGUCACCGAGGUGAAGGUCUCUUCCUGGGAUGCAGUCCUGUCCAGCCAGAGCCUGUUUAUAGAAAUCCCAGAUGGAGUAUUAGCUGAUGGGAGCAAAGAAGGAUUGUUAGCACUGCUGGAGUUUGCGGAAGAGAAGAUGAAAGUGAACUACGUCUUCGUCUGCUUCAGGAAGGGCCGGGAAGACAGAGCUCCACUCCUGAAGACCUUCAGCUUCUUGGGCUUUGAGAUUGUACGUCCAGGCCAUCCCUGUGUACCCUCUCGGCCAGAUGUGAUGUUCAUGGUUUACCCCCUGGACCAGAACUUGCCCAAUGAGCACUAAUGGUCAGAGGAUGCUUUGCCCAAGAGCCACAGUGGGGGAAGAGGGGAAGUUAGGCAGCCCUGGGACAGAGGAGGGGGCUCCUCGCUGUCUAGGGAAGGACGCUGAGGGGCUCAGGAUGAGGGUUGCCUAUUGUGUUCUUGGAGUUGACUCGUUGAAAUUGUUUUCCAUAAAGAACAGUAUAAACAUAUUAUUCACAUGUAAUCACCAAUAGUAAAUGAAGAUGUUUAUGAACUGGCAUUAGAAGCUUUCUAAACUGCGCUGUGUGAUGUGCUCUAUCUAGCCUACGGGAAGGACAUUGCCUAGAGGGGGAGGGACUAUCUGGGUCUGGGCCAAGACCUGGAGGGUUGGUGGGUAGCACUGUCAGGCUCAGGCUCCCCAGCUAUUGGGCUUUCUUUUUGGUUUUUAAGACUUGUGUAUUUUCUUUCCUUGCUUCCUUCCUGUCACCCCAGGGGCUCCUGAGUAUAGGCUUUGCAGCCCCAUGCGCAAAAGUGUCCUCGAGUUGUUUUUUGACACUCCACCUGGGCUUCUCUGUGUGCAUUUGUGUCCGGCCUGGAGAAAGCAGGUCUGACCCCCUCUUUACAGCUUAGUGUUUGUUAUUCUGGCAUUUGGUUAAACUGGCUUAAUCUGUUAAAUGUUAUCAGUGCAUUUUGAAUAGGGGCAUUCAAGUUCACUCCCACCACCAGGGCUUUGGGGUACCUGGGCCCUAUAAAAGACUAGCCAAACUCCAAUUCUCAGAUCAUGGCCAGGAGUUGUUGCUACUGGCUGCAUGGCCUAGGCCCCAGCAUCUCUCCUUCCUAGGGUCACAAAGCAGAGAGGAAGAGGAAUAGCGACUCAGGGCCUGGGGAUUGAGGGGGGAAUCUGUUCCUAAGGACUGGAUGCCUCUGCCUGGCUGAUGUAGUGCUAACUGUACCUCCCCACCCCGCAAUAGGUUCUGAAUAGUGCCUGAGACCCUGCUCCACAGGGCCUGGGCGUGGGACUGGGGUAGUAGAGGUGGCCUGCCCUUUUCUGUUUUCAAGGUACAGCUUGUUCUAAGGGGAGAGGAGGGGAGAGAGAUCUAGUCUGGGUGAGGGGGAUGGGGGUGCCAGGGUGGCAAGUGUGUUGUGUUACAGUGUCAAUAAACUGAUUUAAAGUUG
Molecule: messenger RNA, 1876 nt
Organism: Myotis brandtii (Brandt's bat)
Lineage: Eukaryota; Metazoa; Chordata; Mammalia; Chiroptera; Vespertilionidae
Gene: OAZ2
Product: ornithine decarboxylase antizyme 2
Exons: 3
Coding region: 324-743 (139 amino acids)
Biological process (GO): positive regulation of protein catabolic process
Cellular component (GO): cytoplasm; nucleus
Molecular function (GO): ornithine decarboxylase inhibitor activity
Source: RefSeq, a predicted model, not a curated record